Cottoperca gobio is the source of this 1971-nucleotide messenger RNA. Its product is annotated as V-type proton ATPase 116 kDa subunit a-like. The transcript has 3 exons. Gene Ontology annotation, cellular component: proton-transporting V-type ATPase, V0 domain; vacuolar proton-transporting V-type ATPase complex; plasma membrane. Gene Ontology annotation, biological process: vacuolar acidification; proton transmembrane transport. Gene Ontology annotation, molecular function: proton-transporting ATPase activity, rotational mechanism; ATPase binding. NCBI's taxonomy places the organism in Eukaryota, Metazoa, Chordata, Actinopteri, Perciformes, Bovichtidae. The record is from RefSeq and is a predicted model, not a curated record. The coding region runs from base 1 to 495 and encodes 164 amino acids.
AUGGGCCUCUUCUCCAUCUACACCGGCCUGAUAUACAAUGACUGUUUCUCAAAGUCCCUUAAUAUCUUUGGUUCUGGAUGGAGUGUGAAGGCCAUGUUCAGAGAGGAGGUGUGGAAGCACUUUAGGAAGAAGUACAACCUGUACUUGGUAUUUCUCCCUGAGCUCCUGUUGCUGCUGUGUCUGUUCGGCUACCUGGUGUUCAUGAUAUUCUACAAGUGGCUGGUCUUCACUGCCAAGGACUCCCGACAUGCUCCAAGCAUCCUCAUCCACUUCAUAAACAUGAUCCUCAUGCAGGGUGACGCAGUGCAGCCCCUCUACCCAGGACAGGGGUAUGAGCGUGUGCGCCGUAACAGUGAAGAGGAGCUCUACCUGAUGAGGGCUAAUGACCUGGAGGAGGGCAGCAGUCACAGUGAUCUCUCCACUAGAGGAGAGCGCCAGACAGGAGGUCGGCACAGAGAAACUAGAUGGUUGCCCAUUAAUCUUAAACUUUUGUAAUAAGAAAAUAGGAUUUGCUAUUUAAAUAAAAUAACAUCCACCUUUUUUAAGAUUCCUUAUUUCCUUUGAUUAUCCUUAUUUAUUCAUUUUGGUUUCCCAUCCAAUUCCUCUCUGUAUGUAGUUAUUUUUUGGCAUAAUUGUGUAUAUGAAUGCGGUUAUUUUUACUUUUCAGUUUUGGCAAAUUUGGUUUCCAUACGCUGGGUAGUGAGCCACCUUACACUUACAUAGUUCUUGCUCAACUUUUUGUUACACUGACUGCCUUACAGAAUUACAACCAAAUGACAGCAUACUGUAUCAUUCUUCAGUUCCCCUUGUGUUUUUACUUUGUGGUACCAAAAUGGUGCAAAGGAUCUUUGACUUGUCAGUAUUGAAAAGUGUCUGGGCAGUUGUGUGAUGAUGAGAUGUAUAUACUUUUACAGAAUUAUUUAUUUAUUUUAAAAAUAUUGUGUCAGAAUUAAAGAUGAAUGUCAAUGGGGAUAUGAGUUUUACUUUUAUGCAUUCACAGUGUUGCCUAUUUGCCCACUUACUGUACAAUUUAACGUUCCAUGCAUUUGCCCUUACUUUGAAAGAUCCUUUAUCCAUAUCCAACUCAGUGGCCGGGUUUUAUUUAAUCUCAUUAGGAGAGCAUUGAACAAUGUACUAACAUCAUGCAUUAGUAGUAAUUGCUCAUUUGUUUGUAUUGUAUGGGAUUGAUAUUGGUAUUUUUUGGUAAGGGAAGGAGACCUAAUUGUUGUUUGUUGUGGUAGUCACGUUUCUUUUUUUAUUGGGGCCAGUGAUGUUUGAUUAAUAAUUAUUUGUAGUUGACAGCGGUUGAAGGGGUAUUGUAAUUUCUAUUAAUGCGGCCCAAUUUUUGCAAUUCGUUUUAAUAUUAAGAAUUAAAAACAUUUUAAUUGACAAACACUCCAUGUUCAUGUUAUUUUGAGAAAAUCAUCCUCAUGUUAAGCCAAGAAUGUGCAGUAACCGUUGUAUCUUAAAUACUAUCUGUAAUUCUGGAAAGGUGAUCUUUUGUGUUGUUUGUUUUUUUCAAUGUUGCUUUAUUUGGAUUUGAAUUGAAUACACACUCACUUUGGGUUAUGUAUAUAUUAUGUAUCAUGCCUAAUAACCUUUGUAAAUAUGGAGCAGUUUCUUCUUUAUUAGCAAAAGUUAUAGAGGGAUAUUAAUUCUUUCAACCUGCCACAAAACGUAACCCCCCUCUAUAAUGCAUAGCCUCUACCCUACCAUUAAGUGUUUUAUAUACUUCAGAUCCUGACUAAUAACAUAGGUGAAUAUGUAAGUUUUUUAUUUUCUUAAAAAAGGUUACGGGAUCAUAUUGAUUACAGACUGUACUUUCAACCUACCACAAAACAUAUUUGUAUACAACGUUUGCUUUACGAUGAAAACGAUAAGGUUGUCUUGGUUUUUCAGUGGACUUAUUCAAUUCCGUGCGGAAGAGGAAGUUCGAUAACACGUACAGAAUAAUAAAAGCAUUUAUUUUGA